AUGGCUGAGAAUCAACAAUUGUGCACAGAGUUCAGAAAUUUAGAGAGGAAGGUUGGGCAAAUGGCUAACAAUCAGAAUAUUAGACCUGAUGGAGCUCUCCCAAGUGAUACAGAGAAAAAUCCUCAAGUCAAUGCAGUGAUGUCGAGAAAUGGGAGAGUGUUAGUAGAAGUGCCUAAGAAGAAAAAGGAGCAGUCUGGGCUCGAAGAAGAAAGAGUGCCAAAACCUGUAGAGGUAGAUGAGAGAAACAAAACAGAGUCUGAGCAAAUAUCAGAGAGGGUGCUACCUCCUUUUCCUCAAAGAAUGAGAAAGAAGAAUGAUGACCACAUGUUUCACAAAUUUUUAGAUAUGCUGAAGCAGAUACACUUGAACAUCCCUUUGUUGGACAUGCUCCGUGAGGUCCCAAAAUAUGAAAAAUAUAUUAAGGAUAUAGUGGCAAAUAAGAGAAGGUUAACUGAAUUUGAGACCGGCGCACUUACUGAGGAGUGCACUUCCAGGAUUCAACAUAAGCUUCCAGAAAAGAUUAAGGAUCCGGGUAGUUUUACUAUCCCCAUGAGGAUUCGUGAAAUUGAUGUGGGUAGAGCCUUGUGUGAUUUGGGCUCAAGUAUCAAUCUGAUGCCGUUGUCAGUGUUGAAACAAUUGGGAUUAGGAGCUCCGAGACCCACCACGAUUGGGAAUUUUAUUUUCCCUGCAGAUUUUAUCAUCCUGGACUACGAGGCUGAUGAGUUAGUUCCUAUCAUCUUGGGACGAUCUCUUUUGGCCACUGGAGAUGCCAUUAUUAAAGUCCGAGAAGGUAAGAUGACCCUUGGGGUGGACAAUGAAGAAGCGGUCUUCAAUGUAUAUCGAGCCAUUCAGUUGCCUCGUCAUUACGAGGACCUGGCCAUGAUUUCUGUGGUGAAGAUAAAUGAACUAGCCGUUGAGCCAAUUACAUUUAAAGAAGAUGCACUAGAAAAGGCAUUGAUAUUGUUCAAUCACUUGGAACUGGAAGAAGAGGUUGAGGAGAUGUUGCAAAUUUUGGAUGCAUCUUGUGAAUACAUAAGAGAAAGAUCUCAGUUUGAGCCUCUGGAUAGGCCAAUCGACCUGCCCCCUAGACCCUCAGAAGAAAAGCUCUUAAGGGUGCUGAGGGAGCACAAGCAUGCCAUUGGUUGGACAAUGUCUGACAUAAAGGGUAUUAGGCCUGCAUUCUAUAUGCACAAAAUACGCAUGGAGUAG
Molecule: messenger RNA, 1209 nt
Organism: Nicotiana tabacum (common tobacco)
Lineage: Eukaryota; Viridiplantae; Streptophyta; Magnoliopsida; Solanales; Solanaceae
Source: RefSeq, a predicted model, not a curated record